Aspergillus bombycis is the source of this 1095-nucleotide messenger RNA. Its product is annotated as GTP-binding protein RBG1. Gene Ontology annotation, molecular function: GTP binding; GTPase activity. The record is from RefSeq and is a predicted model, not a curated record. Gene Ontology annotation, cellular component: cytoplasm. Gene Ontology annotation, biological process: cytoplasmic translation. NCBI's taxonomy places the organism in Eukaryota, Fungi, Ascomycota, Eurotiomycetes, Eurotiales, Aspergillaceae. The transcript has 9 exons. The coding region runs from base 1 to 1095 and encodes 364 amino acids.
AUGUCGACCACCGUGGAGAAGAUCAAACAAAUCGAAGAUGAGAUGGCCCGGACGCAGAAGAACAAGGCGACGGCCUUCCAUAUUGGACAGUUGAAGGCUAAGCUUGCGAAGCUAAAGCGUGAACUUCUGACCCCAACCGGCGGUGGUGGCGGUGGAGGUGGUGCUGGUUUCGAUGUUGCUCGUACCGGUGUUGCUAGUGUUGGCUUCAUUGGUUUCCCUUCCGUCGGAAAGAGUACCUUGAUGAGCAGAUUGACAGGCCAACACUCUGAAGCUGCGGCCUACGAGUUCACAACCCUGACGACCGUGCCGGGUCAGGUGCUAUACAACGGUGCUAAGAUCCAGAUUCUCGAUCUUCCCGGUAUUAUUCAGGGUGCUAAAGACGGCAAGGGUCGUGGUCGACAGGUUAUUGCCGUGGCGAAGACUUGCCACCUGAUUUUCAUUGUGCUCGACGUUAACAAGCCGCUUGUCGAUAAAAAGGUCAUUGAAAAUGAAUUGGAAGGUUUCGGAAUCAGAAUCAACAAGCAGCCCCCUAAUAUCGUCUUCAAGAAGAAGGAUAAGGGUGGUAUUGCGAUUACUAGCACUGUCCCAUUGACGCAUAUUGACCAUGACGAAAUUAAAGCUGUCUUGGGCGAGUACAGGAUCUCAUCUGCAGAUAUUUCAAUCAGAUGCGACGCCACAGUGGACGACAUUAUCGACGUUCUCGAGGCAAAGAGUCGGGCUUAUAUUCCUGUCGUAUACGCGUUGAACAAGAUUGACUCUAUCACGAUCGAAGAGCUGGACCUGCUCUACCGGAUUCCCAAUGCCUGCCCCAUUAGUUCCGAGCACGGCUGGAACGUUGAUGAACUGCUGGAAAUGAUGUGGGAUAAGCUCAACCUCAGGCGAGUCUACACUAAGCCCAAGGGAAAGGCACCCGACUACACUGCACCUGUUGUGCUGAGAGCCAACGCAUGCACUAUUGAAGAUUUCUGUAACUCGAUCCACCGGACGAUUAAGGAUCAGUUCAAGCAGGCUAUUGUCUAUGGUCGCUCCGUUAAGCACCAGCCGCAGCGUGUGGGUCUUACGCACGAGCUUGCAGAUGAGGAUAUUGGUCCGUAA